AUGGCCAACCGCGCAUGCGUUUGUCAGGUGUCGGCCGCCAUCAUUUUCCUAAUUGGAUUGGGUUUGCUGGUAGCCGGUUUGGUUGUGGUCCUCGGAGUUUUCCCCAACAUUGUUCACAAUCAAAUCAAUGACGUACGUGUUUCGGCAUGGUUAACUCUAGAAAAUAUCAAAUUUUCAGGGAAAAGUGCUUGGAUUGAAUGAUGACGGAACGCUCAACUCGUUCACGGACAGUUGGGUCAACUCUAAAUACAUUUCAACGAUGCAGUACUGGAUUUUCAACUACACAAAUACAAUCGGAAUCAUGAACAGGGCACUUUACCCGGAUGUUAUGGAGAAAGGACCGUAUGCUUAUGAGUGAGUUGUCAAACUUCCAAACUUACCUUACAAUGUUUGGUUUAGUGAAAUUUUAACAAUGGAUAUGGUGAAUUUCACCGAGAAUGGCGAAUUCAUGCAGUUUCGUCAAAUUCAAACGUUUGUGUUCAAUCCGAACAAAUCCUGUCCUGGUAAGACUGACUAAUUAUCGCAUGGCAUGAAAAACUUUUAUUUAGACUGCGACCCCUACAAAGACAAGGUCCUCAUUCCUGAUAUUGGUUUCCAAGUGGGAAUUGACCAAAUUGAUUCAGUCGUUGAAGCACUUCUGAAAAAUCCACUCGCCCAGACUGUAUGUCAGACAGUCAUGAAGGUGAGCGCGCGCAUUUUUAAUCAAUCUCUUAGAUUUCAAAACAUGUUUAGGCUCGUGGAGUUGCGGAUCCAGAGAAAUCUUGCGCGAACCUUGGAGCAUUGGUUGAAGGAGAGUUGGGAACACUUAUCAGCCUUUUUAAUGUCUCGCCAUUCACCACUGUGGUAUUAUCGAGUCGUUUGCUCGACACUUGAGAAUAAUAAUUUUCAGACCGUCGAUCAGCUUGUUUUUUCCGGGUACAAGACUCCGUUUGUAGACAAAUUUGUUAAUGAAGCAUUGGCAAUCUUCCAUUUUCUAUUCGACACACCUCCACAACCCAUCGACAACCCGCCGAUUCAGUUAAACGUGAGUUUGUACUGAAAAAGAUAAGAAUAUCAAUGCAUUUCAGCCAUUAAACGGAACCAGCGAUGUUCUAAAUACAGUUCUGACCGGGAAGACGGAUCCAUUACAAGCCGGGUACAUGACGGAGUUCUCAAGCAUUUCCAACAAUUCCUUGUUCAACAGUAUCGGAAACACACUCCCACCACAAUGGUUCGUAUUCUCGAAAACUACACGCUAACCAAAAUUACUUCAGGUGGCCGUACGCAAACAAAACUUACUGCAAAGAUCCGAACUACGCCUUGAGCAUCAGAGGAACCAGUGAGUCAUCUUUUAUUGCGAUGCUCUCUUUACCCGAAAGGUAUUUUCAGACGGUGACUACUUCAAGAAUUUUGUGAAGAAAACCGACGUACUUCCAGCUUUUGUUUCUGAUAUUUGCAGGUGGUCGAACUUUUCAAGUGUUUUAUUGAAAUUGUAUGUAUUUUCAGAAGUAUCGACUUUGUGUUCGAUCGCGAAGUGACUGUGAGGGGAUUCAAAGGCUAUCGAUUCGUGAUGCCACCCACUCAAUUUGACUACAGUCUUGAUGAAAACUGCGGGUGAGAAAAAAGUGAGCUUUGCUCGUUUUCCGCUCUAAACCUUGCAAAUUUUUGCUAUUUGCGCUACUGAUUUGGUCAAAUUUACGCAAAUACUAACAUUUUUUGUACCCACGACUAGACAAUUGUUUUCAGUUUCUGCAUACCGCUGAAGUAUGGAGCAUAUGAGUACCCGGCUCAAAGUGCGUGUCUUCCCAGUGGACUUUUGGAUAUCAGCGGAUGUUCCGGAGGGCCCAUCAUCAUGUCGAAACCGCAUUUCUAUCAAUCGUCGAAAGUUGUUUCAAAGUUCGUGCCGAGAUUCAGACCGACGUAUGAUAAUGAUGAGACGAUGCUGGAUAUCGAACCGGUAGCACGCGGAAACAGAGUUCAGUGAUGUUCAAAACAAGAGUUUCAGAAUACCGGAACCGUUCUUCAAGCCAUGAAACGUCUCCAAAUCAACAUGCUGGUCAAUCAGUACAAACAUAUCAGGUCAUAUUCGGUUAUGCGUCCGGGAGCGUAUCCAUUGGCUUGGGUGAACGAGUCUUUCUACAUGGAUCAGAACACUGUUGACCAAUUGAAUUCUCAACUUUUCAACCCCGUCAGCACUGUUAACACUAUCUGUUGGAUUGCUGUUGGUCUUGGAAGUUCGUUCGCAGGCUUGUUCAUAGUAGACUUUUGAAUUGCAGGUGGUCUUAUUGCACUGUCGAUUGUGAUGGUUAUUGUGUCGAUAUGCUGUUUCCGAGACGAUCACAACAAGAAAACUUCAUAAUUAUUUCUUUUGAACCUGUCUUUUCUCACACUGAAACAUUCCAAACUAUACAAUCAAAUUAUGGUUUCUGCUCUUUCUUUGCAUAGUAGGUUGUUGGUCAGCACGCAAGCGAGACAAAAAAAAACGGUGGAAUUGGACAGGAGCAUGGUGUGUAUCAGUGCAUUGUUUGGUGGAGCCGAAAGACAAUGCUCAUCGGGCCGAGGCGCGCAAUGCUUGUUCGGUAUUCCGGACAAACUAAUGCGCUCGGACAGACAAAGAGGGCCGGCGAGGAGCUUUAACCUUGGCAGCAGACGGCGCUAGCUUGUGCCAUUCUUCCUGCGAACAACAUUUCGACCGGACUUGUCCGGAAUCAUGUCUCCCAUACUCUUACUGAUUGUUGUUUUUAUCGGUUCUGUGAACAGUAGAACGAUUCAGGUACAUGCAAUUUUGUUAAGCCAUUCAGUUCGCAGUCGCUUCCUCAGAUGACUUGAAUCUUUGAAAUGUACCUCUGAUUCCCUGAAAAUUAUCAUUUGCAGUUCUACAUAGAGCCGGCACAAAAACUAAAUCCAACGUACGUGCAGCAAUUAGUAGAAGGAAGUCUGAAGCGAGUUCAGCAUGUGAGUCAAGCUAAAAGACGUCUUCUCCCCUUUUUUUCCUCGUUCCCUUCCUAAUAGAUGUUAUCCGCUUAAGGGUAUGAACUUGACUUCCUCAGUCAGCAUGGUAUAUGAUGGAGGCCAUUACAUUGUUGUUGAUUCACCGUCCGCGACGGAUGUACAUUCAAAAGAGCUCAUGUUGAAAGGCGUUGCAUCAAGAAACAUUGCCCCGGGAGAAAUUCAAUACGUGGUGACCACUCACGGUCAUCCGGAUCACUUUGGGCAAGGCAACUUUUUUCCUAAUGCACGACACUUUUUCGGAAGUUAUGAAUACUCGGACACCAAUUUCAUAUCAACCGAACUUCACACAGUCAGUUGUACUACUAUGUUUCCAAAGAUGCAUCAAAUGACUUAAGAAAGAUAUAAUGCAACUGACAAAGAACGUGCAGCUUUGGAACACCCCUGGCCACACUGCUCAGGAUGUGACCGUCAUGGUGCACAACGUCUCGUGUUGCGGAGUAAUUGCAGUGGCUGGUAACCGAAACGCACUCGAAUGCAAACAAAUGAUGUGGUUUUUCAUGUGAUCUUUUCUACAACGAGGAGGAUGCCAACGAGGCGGCAGGUGUCUGGUUUCAAGAAGCAUGGAACCCAAUUAUUGGCAAGAUUAGUCGCAACAAAGUGAUUUGUUAUGCGGAUUAUGUGAUUCCUGGUCAUGGAAAACUCUUCCGGUACGAAGAACAUUUGCGUGAUAAAUUCAAUUUGCGUUCAGAGUCACACAUGAUAUGAAAACUGCUGCCGAUUGCUUCACUAAGUACGAGACGAACCCAGAAGAAAACGGAAAUGAAUCUCAGCCGCAGUUUGAGAACAACGUUGAUCAGAAUGCAGGUGACUGAUUGCUGCUUGAAUUGACUGAUCAAUUUGAAAUUGCAAAUUACAGUUAUCCGUAAACCUGCGGAAACAUUAUUCUCAUCGGCAAAUUCUCUUUCGUCGAACUACAUCCGUGACCCAACAACUGUGGUAGCCGAGAAAGUACAAUCCAGCACUCAUGUAUCAGAAAUCACCACAACUUCACAGUUCUAUACUGUAGAUCUGACAGCUGGUUAGUUAGUUGGCAUUAGCUUUGAUCAUCAUUUUCACUUUCUCAGAAACUCCUACGAUCCCCGAUUCGGAGCUCAUUUUUGACGUUCAAGAGAAUCUGCCACCACUUGGAAUGAAGAUCAAGAAAAACAUAAAUUAUAUUGAAGUCCCUGGUAGUCGAAUUGUUUGCACUUGAGCCAGUUGAUAAGUAGGUGUUCAGAUUUAUCGGGUGACGUCCAUCCGAUGGUACAAUCCCUGGCUAAGAGGGUAUCAGAAGUGCUCAAGCCGCAGAAUGACACUGAAUUGGCCAAAAUGAUGCCGCAGUUCAAGAAGUGGCAGACAACUCUGAUCAAACUAUGGUAAGCCAGAACCCAGAAUUGUCGAGUGCAUGUGCAAAAUGUUUUCCAGGGAUCGGUACAUGCAUGCAAACUAA
This is a messenger RNA of Caenorhabditis sp. 36 PRJEB53466, 4420 nucleotides long. Lineage: Eukaryota; Metazoa; Nematoda; Chromadorea; Rhabditida; Rhabditidae. The record is from the annotation of a GenBank genome assembly.